UACCUUCAAUAAGAAAACAAAUCAGAAGGAGCUGCCUGUCUCCCAACUGAUCACAGGAAGAGAGAACUACAAGAUUUACUUAAACUGAACAGCGGGAUAAGAAUAUGUUAUAAUACAUUUUAAUAAACCAUGUCUCGACAAUCAAGUAAAAGACCAGAAAAGCCAAAAAUAGAUUGGCAUUUGCCACCUUCGUCAUCUACAGGCUCAGCACAUCACAUGGGCAUUGAACUUUUUGUACUCACAUAUGGAGCUGUUGUAGCACAGCUGUGCAAAGACUAUGAAAAUGAUGAGGAUAUCAAUAAAGAGCUCGAUAAAAUGGGACAAAAUAUAGGCUCAAGGCUGGUGGAAGAUUUUCUAGCUCGCUCAAGCAUCACGCAAUGCCGUAAUUUUCGUGAAACAGCAGAUGUCAUUGCAAAGGUUGCUUUCAAGAUGUAUCUUGGGGUGACUGCGAGAGUGACUUUUUGGACUCUAGCCGGAGAUGACUGCUCAAUAUUCCUGGAGAAGAAUCCACUGAUGGACUAUGCGGAAGUACCCAACAAGCACUCCUCUCUGCUCUACUCCAAUAUGAUCUGUGGGAUCCUGAGAGGGGCACUGAAAAUGGUUCGUCUGCAGGUCAAUGUCCAACUUCUUCAGGACACAGGGAAAGAUAACAAGAUAACUGAAAUAAGAAUGAGGCUCCUGAGAAGACGCAAAGUGGCUCUUGAUGUUGAGAAACAGAAUGAAUAAUACUUCAAAGAGCCAAGCUCUUUCAGAUAUUUGCCGCUGCACUAAUUUUGUAAUUUGAAAUAGAUAACUGUUGAAGGAAGGUUAUAACUGCAAUGGAUGAAGAAUAAUAACCAUUAUAUCCUGGUGAUUCCUAAUUUAUGAUGUAAAUAACACUGAAAAAUGUUAGAUAUUAAAAACUUGAGCCAUCAAUGCUGCAUGAAUUAAAGCAUAGUUAUUAUUAAUAGUGUAACCAACAAAUCAUUAUUAAUUUGAAAUAAAUGUUAGUGUGCUUUAAUAUGAUUGUAGGAUAACAGUAUUAACUGAAUACCAACAGAAUGUACAGUCCAAUUAAUUUAUAGUACUAAUAUUAAAAUGAUAGAACUGUAAUGCAUAGGACUAUAAUAUAAAUACAAAAACACAUAAAAUGUUAUUACUAUUUAUACUUAAUAAUUAAUAAAUGAAUCAACUUUAACCAAAAA
Messenger RNA from Amblyraja radiata (thorny skate), 1184 nucleotides. Its product is annotated as trafficking protein particle complex subunit 3-like. The record is from RefSeq and is a predicted model, not a curated record. Gene Ontology annotation, biological process: Golgi vesicle transport. Bases 130 to 726 code for a protein of 198 amino acids. Gene Ontology annotation, cellular component: TRAPP complex. Lineage: Eukaryota; Metazoa; Chordata; Chondrichthyes; Rajiformes; Rajidae. The transcript is spliced from 6 exons.